AUGUCUACAACUAAUGACGUUGCCGCUUUUGAACUUGACACUCGGUCAACCCGGCGCUCUGUGGACCAGCAGUCUGUAGGCCAGCAGUCUGAAACCCAUCGGUCUGAAGAACAGCAGCCUGAACGUGAACGAGUUGCUACAGCUCCUAUUACAGCCACUGAUAUCCUUAGGGAGCCACGACUUCUGCGAGCCUAUAACAGCUUGAGCGUACACGAACGAAGAUCAUACGCUCUUAUCGACAACAAUAAUGAGAGACGCAGGUUUUUGGAGUUCAUUCUCGACGAGAAAAAAAAAUUGCGAUAUUACCUCGGUCUUAUUUUCGCGACCCUCAGCUUAGUUGGUGUCAUUGGCGGUAAUUACUGGGCCUAUACUAAAAAAGACGAUGAAGACUUUUUAAAACGCUGGGACAAUUAUAAAGCGGGCAGCGAUUUUAAUUUAAUUCAAAUGUUCAUAAUUUUUGUAGUUCGACUGGUCACUCUGUUAAUAUUAAGAGUGACAAAUCAAUUACUUAAUAGAUUUAAACGAAAAGUAUACUUUAUAAGUCCAGUAGUUAUUGGUGUCGUGUUAGCGAUAGUGGGAGGGCGAACCUGGACUGUACCACCGGUCUCGAUUCCUUUUAUAGGAGUCGGGCUUUUAUUUUCCGAAACCAUGUUGCAUUAUUUGGAUGUUAACGGACAAUAA
This is a messenger RNA of Paraglomus occultum, 681 nucleotides long. Lineage: Eukaryota; Fungi; Glomeromycota; Glomeromycetes; Paraglomerales; Paraglomeraceae. The record is from the annotation of a GenBank genome assembly.